AAAAUAUGGCUUAAGUAUUUAAUUCAAAGGUUAGCAUUAUCACCAAAUCAGAAAUCAGAUAUGAAGGUACAAUUUAUUAAAUUAAUCCUUAAUAACAAACUAUUGCAUUGAAAGAUGUACGCUCAUUUGGAACUGAGGGAAGAAGACCUGGUAUAUUAUUUUUAAAUAAAUUAUUUAAGAUCAUGAAAUACCCCCCAAUUAAUAAAGUUAUGAUAUUUUAGUAUUCAAAGCAGCUGAAAUUAAAGGCUUUAAAACUUUAGAAGAAAAUAAGCCUGAGGAAAUCAAAUUAGAGAAUGUCAAAUAAGAAAACCAAUCUCAAUAACCACAAAUUUUCUAACCACCUUAAAAUAUUGAAUAAAUAGAGUAGUAAUAAGAUUCAAGAGCUUAAUUGUAAAAUAAUUACCCAUAAAAUCAAUAAACUAAAACAAAUGGAACAAAUCCUAGAGCUUUUAAUUUUGAAGAAAUGCUCCAAAAAGCAAAUGAAAUUGAAAAAAUUAAAAAAUAAGAGGUGAAACCUAAAUAUAAUCCUACUUCGUUUUUUGAUUCUCUUUCUACCAGUACUCAAAAAUAAGAAAGAAUAACAUAAUAAAGAAAUCAAAAUCAGAUAGACACAGAUACCUUUGGUAAUUUUUAUAAAUAAAGAUAAAAUAAUAAUAACAAUAAUAACAAUGGUUAAAGAAGAAAUAAUAAUCAUAACAAUAAUAAUUAUAAUAAUAAAAAUAAUUUUAAUAAUAAAAAUAAUAAUAAUUAUAGAAGGAAAAAUAAUGAUUAAUAAAGAGUUAUUUAUGUAGAAAAACAAUCUUUAGAAUAAUAUUAAUAAUAGCCAUAAUAAUAAUAAUAACAAUAAUAGCAAUGA
Paramecium sonneborni is the source of this 856-nucleotide messenger RNA. NCBI's taxonomy places the organism in Eukaryota, Ciliophora, Oligohymenophorea, Peniculida, Parameciidae. The record is from the annotation of a GenBank genome assembly.